Molecule: messenger RNA, 336 nt
Organism: Aspergillus calidoustus
Lineage: Eukaryota; Fungi; Ascomycota; Eurotiomycetes; Eurotiales; Aspergillaceae
Source: the annotation of a GenBank genome assembly
AUGCCACCGAUUACACGUGUCGUCCAGAUUCAAUUCAAAGACGGCGUUGACGCUGACACGAGGAGAACCACCCUAGAGAAAGUUCGCGCAAUGAAAGUCAACUGUCUAAGCCGAGAGACAGGGCAGCCAUACAUCCAAUCCAUCAAAGUGGGCAAGGAUGUCUCUCCCGAGCCACUUAAUAACGGCUUUACACAUCAAUUUAUCCUGGAAUUUAAUAGCGAGGCCGAUCGCGAUUACUAUUCUUCGCGGGAUCCUGCGCAUCAGGCUGUGAUAGCAGGCCUGGGGCCGGUUCUUGAGAAAAUACAGAUUCUGGAUAUUAUCGAUGGAGAGAUAUAA